AUGGCGCCUCCAAAGGUGCUAAUGCUCGUCAAUGCAGAGCUUGGGCAGGCUAACGUCUUCAUCGCUACCGCGCAUGCCCUGCUCCAAGAGAAUCCAGGCGUCGACAUUCACUUCGCCUCAUUCCCAGCGCUGCAAGAAACACUCCGCGAUGCUCUCGGCGGCGCAGGCGACCAUGGCUCUGCACCCUUCACCUUCCACCCGCUGCCCGGCCGCGCAAUGUUCAAAUGCUUCCAGGAGGAGGAGGACCUGAACAACAAUAUCCACACCGUCUCGCUGCAGAAGCCUGGAGUCUGGAACUCGCCUAAUUCGCAAAAAUUCAUCAUGACAAAGGCAUUUCUCUGCUGGACGGCCGAGGAGUUUGCCUCAAUCUAUAAGUCUGCGGACGCCAUUAUCGAUCACGUCAAACCUGACAUCGUCCUAGUAGACACCAUUUUCACGCCCGCCAUCACUGCGGCCAGAGAUAUCCGAGCCAACGGGCCCAAGGAUUACAAGCUAGCGAUCCUGUCGCCCAACACCUUGAAAGAUUUUGUCCAUCACCUCGAGCCGGGGCUAGCAGCGUUCUGGAAGUGGCCAGUUGUUGCGUCUGCUAACAUAAUGCCGAUUCCGUGGUAUUGGAUCCCGUUCAACAUUUACCUCGUCCUUCGCAUGAUCUGGCUCGUGCUAACUAACAAGAACGUGGCGAAUAUGGGGAAGAAGGUCGGAAAGCUUGUUGGCUCACCAAACCUUGAGAUCGCGGAGAAUAUCAGCCUUUGCCAUAACAACAUGAAGGGCAUCGACAAAAUUUUCAUCGGAAGCCGGGCAGAGGUCGAUUUCCCCCAGCUGGAUCUCGUCAACCUACCGCAAGACUACUGGGCAAAGAUUGUGCCUUGUGGGCCUAUCGUACGGCCCGUCCAGCCCAUAGACGCCGAGCUUUCGGCAUGGCUGCAACGCAGACCUACUGUGCUGGUGAAUCUAGGGUCUCAUUGCGUUGUGAACGAAACAGAGGCGGUGGACAUGGCACGCUCCUUGAGGCAGAUGCUGGACCAUUCGCGAAAGUCCGGCAAGGAGCUACAAGUGCUGUGGAAGAUGAAAAAAGACUCGAUCCGCAGUCCAGACUUGGAGACUGGCCCUGGGUCAGUCUUAUAUGAGGUUCUCGGCUCUGAGAUUGACAAGGAUAUCGUGCGCAUUGUUCAGUGGCUAUCAUCAGAGCCAAACUCCAUACUGGGGACGGGGACAGUUGUGUGCGUCAUUAAUCACGGUGGAGCAAAUUCAUUCUACGAGGCCGUAUGCGCUGGAGUACCGCAGGUCAUCGUCCCUUGCUGGCUUGACACCUAUGACUUCGCCAACCGAGCCGAACUCCUUGGAAUCGGGCGGUGGGGAAGCCCAAAGGGUUGUCCUCGCUGGACGGAAUCAGAAUUUGCGCCGAUUCUGGUGGAUGUAGCCAUCGAAAACAACGAGAAAUACAAUGCGCGGUCGAGACAAAUCGCCGAAAUCUGCAGCAGAGACGGCGGUGGUAGGGUGACAGCGGCUCGUAAGAUCUUGGAAUGGCUGCAAUUUUAA
Clonostachys rhizophaga is the source of this 1539-nucleotide messenger RNA. NCBI's taxonomy places the organism in Eukaryota, Fungi, Ascomycota, Sordariomycetes, Hypocreales, Bionectriaceae. The record is from the annotation of a GenBank genome assembly.